Pelagomonas calceolata is the source of this 1524-nucleotide messenger RNA. NCBI's taxonomy places the organism in Eukaryota, Pelagophyceae, Pelagomonadales, Pelagomonadaceae. The record is from the annotation of a GenBank genome assembly.
AUGCGCCACACCUGGUGGUGGUGGGCGGCGGCGGCCGGGCAGGCAGCCGCCCAAAAGCCCCUGACGAAGUGGCAGCUCCGGCGGCAGAAACAGAAGAGCCUCAAGGUCAAGCAGGGCUUCGCGCCGUCGUGGACGCGGAGCGAAGCUUCGAACACGUAUUCCAAUGAUGCUUUAACGAGGGACAUGACCUGGAACGAAGAGCGCCACUGCGAGUACGCCGCGCCGUCGGCCGAGCGCUUUCAUAGGAGGGACAGCUUCGUCGUCGCCUUGGCCUACGACACGCCCGACCCGCUUCCGACCCUUGCUGUGUUGAAUUCGACGGCGCACCACGCCUCCACACUGCCGGAGUUCGCGGUGGUUACGACGCGGCCGCGAAGGCUCCUCGGGUUGCUGCGGCACCCCCGCGUCGCUAGAGACCUGCCACCGGGUUUGGCACAGAAAGUUAGGGUUUGUGGCGGCUUCACGCAGCUCUUGGUGCAGCGGCCGGCCCUCGCGAAGUUGAGGUUGUUGAGCAACGCUUCAGCCGUGGGCGCGGCGGCCGCGGCGCGCGUGCGGCGGCGGGAGCUGCUGUCGCCCUUCAACUUCGCGGCCUUUUAUUUGCCGCACGUGCUGGAAGCGAAACGCAUUUUGUACUUAGAUACGGAUGUCCUGGUGCAGCGCGACGUCGUGCGAGCGUUGGAGCAUUACGAGUUGGGAGGCAAGGCCGUGGCGGCGGUCGAAGAUUGUUCCCAGAAAUUCGAGAAAUACGUGAAUUUUCAGUUGCUCAACAGAUUACUGAAGCGCAAGGCGAUGGGCGGCCUGUCCCGGCAUUACGACUUCAACGCUUCUACCUGUGUCUUUAACCGAGGCGUGGUGCUCAUCGAUCCGGAGCGUUGGAGAGCUCUGGGUUUGACGCUGGCCAUCGAAUCGCUGGUCGAGGCCUACGUGAAGUGUGGAGCGAGGCUGUGGCGGGGCGGCGUGUCGCAGCCGCCGUUUCUGCUGGCGCUGGGCGGGCGGUAUGCGAAAUUGGAUUUGAGGUUUAAUGUCCGCGGACUAGGCCGGGUGGACAUCGGCCUGUCGGAGUUCGAGGCGGUCAACUUUGUUGCGCCGCAUAAAAUGUUGAGGAAGGAACUACGGAGGGUGGGCACUUUCCGCCAAAAGUUCCAUCUCUUCGUCGCUCCGCUCGCCGACGAGGCGUUCGUCCUCCACUUCACGGGCGAGCUGAAGCCCUGGCGCCUUUCUGCGUCAUAUGCAGAACAGUGGACGACGCAUGGUGCUGCGUUAACUCCUACGGGGCACGUGAGCGGCGGCUGCGAACUGGACCAACAGCUCUCGGGCCUCAUGGACCGGCGCAUCUACUAUUGCCGGAAGCGGGCGCCCUGCGGCGACGCGCGCUUCGCGCGCUUCAACUCGACGACGUCGCUCUUCGCGUCGGCCUGCCUCGCGCGGUUCCCGCUCUGCGCCGCGGGCCGCGGCGUCGCGGCGUGCGCGUCGCUCUGGCACGGCUACGUGUCGCCCGCGGCGGCGCGCGUCGCCGACUUGUGA